AUGCGGCGUGUACUGGAGCCCCUGUCCCGUGAGCAGCAGAUGCGGCGUGUGCUUGAGCCCUUGCCCCGUUUGCAGAGGAUGAGGGGCUACCAGCGGAGAGAGAAGGAGCCUUCUCCGGAGGCCCCGCGUCCUCCGUUACUCGUAGUUGGGUACUUGGUACCCUGUGUCUCAGACACACGGAUGAUUUCCCACUAA
Messenger RNA from Peronospora matthiolae, 195 nucleotides. NCBI's taxonomy places the organism in Eukaryota, Oomycota, Peronosporomycetes, Peronosporales, Peronosporaceae. The record is from the annotation of a GenBank genome assembly.